This is a messenger RNA of Pseudonaja textilis, 2879 nucleotides long. Lineage: Eukaryota; Metazoa; Chordata; Lepidosauria; Squamata; Elapidae. The record is from RefSeq and is a predicted model, not a curated record.
AGAUUGGCUGCGCCAGGCGGGCCGGAGAGAGCGAGAAGCCGCCGCCGCCGCCGCCGCCGCCUCCCUCCUUGCCAGCCUCCGGCCGGGGCGGCGCGGGAUGCCAAGAUGCCCCCGGCGGGCGCGGCCGUGCUGGGGCUGCUGCUGCUGCUGCUGCUGCUGCUGCAGCUGGCGGUGCCGCGGGCGCUGGGCUGGCCGGGCCGGGGGUCUUCUUCUUCUUCUGCCGCCGCCUCCGCCUCCGCCGCCGCCUCGGGCCCCUUGGAGCGGGCGGCGCUGGCGCGGGAGCGGUUCAAGGUGGUCUUCGCGCCGCUCAUCUGCGAGCGGACCUGCCAGAAGGGCCGCUGCCGGGACAGCUGCAAGCCGGGCAGUAACAUGACGCUGAUCGGGGAGAACGGACACGCCAUGGACACGUUGACCGGCUCCGGGUUCCGCGUGGUUGUCUGUCCUCUGCCUUGUAUGAACGGUGGUCAGUGCACAUCUGGCAACCACUGCCUGUGCCCCCCGGAAUUCACCGGCCGCUUCUGCCAGAUGCCCGUGAACCGCCAGGGACAGCAGGCCCGGCCCCCCAGCGAUGGGUCCCCCACGGAGACGGGUUCCAGCAAACACGCCAUUUACGCCGUCCAGGUCAUGUCGGAUCACCACAGCGACAGCCCCUCGGGGCCGGGUUCAAAAGGCACCGUGAGCCAUUCCAGCUUUAUGGUGCCUUUAGGGCAUCACUCCUCCGAAGUUCAGAUGCACCAACCGCUGGUCAAUGUCCGUGUCCAUCAUCCGCCGGAAGCCUCUGUGAAGGUCCACCGGAUUGAUAGCCUCAGCUCGGAGGGGAGUGGGCCAGGGGGAGGCCACCAUCUAAUCCAGCACCCGGCUCCAAAACCGGCCUACACUCGUCCCCCAACCCAGAAACCCCUGGGGCGCUGUUUCCAAGAGACGCUGCCCAAGCAGUCGUGUGGGAGCAACCCACUUCCGGGUUUGACGAAGCAGGAAGAUUGCUGCGGCAGCAUUGGCACCUCCUGGGGCCAAACCAAAUGCCACAAAUGCCCCCACCUGCAGUAUUUGGGUGUGCAAAAGACAAUGGGGAGCGAUUGUCCUCAAGGAUACAAGCGACUCAACAGCACUCACUGUCAGGACAUCAAUGAGUGUGCCAUGCAAGGCGUGUGCCAAGGAGGAGAGUGUUUGAACACCCAAGGAAGCUUCCGUUGCGCGUGUAAACCGGGGCAGGUUUUGGGACCUUCGCGCACCCACUGUGUGGCGGAGAAAGGCGGGGAGAGGAGCCUGUGUUUCCGACUGGUCAGUCCCGAGCAGCAGUGCCAGCACCCGCUGUCCACCAAACUGACACGCCAGACGUGCUGCUGCAGCGUGGGCAAAGCCUGGGGCAUCCAUUGCGAGCGAUGUCCGGCCGACGGAACGGCGGCAUUCCGAGAAAUCUGCCCUGCGGGGAGAGGCUACCACAUUCAAACCUUGCACCAAACUCUGACCAUCCAGGGAGAGAGCGAGUUCCUACUCCAGAUCCACCCGGAUGCUACUAGUGACUUGCCACCACCACGGCCGGAGCCUCCCACCCUUCUUGCCCCGGACAGCGAUUCCCAGGAAGCAGAAGCUGUUUCUCCAGCCAUGGUGCCCAGAGACACGACGAUUUCGGAAGAGCAGGGUGUGGUUUUCGGCAACACCCCAACUUUGGGUCCUCGGUACCCCGUGGUGAUCACGAAGCCCACCGUCGCGGUCGUGGUGAAGUACCCUGAAGAGGACCGAAUGGAUGAAUUUUACAUGCCUCCAACUCAAGAGACCGAGGUGGACAUUUGCAAAUUAAACCGCAAUAUUUGCAACCACGGGGAGUGCAUCCCGACUCGAUCCGGAUUCACCUGCCAAUGUUACCAAGGUUAUCGGUGGCAUCCUCAGCACAGGUAUUGCGUAGUUUCCCUUCCUUUUUUUACAAAAGUUGGGUUGCCUAAAACCGAAGCCACGGUCCCCAGAUCUCGCCCUGUUGAAUUUCUAUCCCAUCGCCCCCGUUUCUCUUCUCUUCUCCUCCCCAUCCUCCCACCCCCGGCUGCAGACAAAGUGACCGAUCGACGGGACGUCUGCUGGCAACUCCGGGGCGAGGAUGGGAUGUGUUCAUCGCCGUUCGGUGGCCAACAGCUGACGUACGAGGAGUGCUGCUGCCGCCAUGGCAAAGGGUGGGGUUACCAGUGCCACGCCUGCCCACCACGCAGCCCAGGUUCCAACUGCCAGUCUGGUCCGAGCGAAAGCAAUUCCUUCUGGGACUUCAAUACCCCGUUCGGGGAGGUGCAUAAAGAGGCCGACAGUUCUGAAGAGGAUUCGGACGAAUGCCGCUGCCUGAACGGACGCUGCGUCCGCACCCAGCAGGGUUCUGUGUGCGAAUGUCCCACCGGCUUCCAGUUGGACAGCACUCGCACCCGCUGCCUGGAUAUUGACGAGUGCCAGGAGCUCAACCAACGAGGCCGUCUGUGCAAAACCGAGCGUUGCGUGAACACCAGCGGUUCCUACUUCUGUACCUGCAAGUCCGGCUACUCGCGGUCCUGGCCACACGGAAUCUGCGUUCCUCAACGAUAGCGUGGCGUAUCGACCACGGCGUGGAAAGUUGGGGGGGACACGUGUGGCCAUCCUUGAGCGCCCUCCCCGGUCGUGGGGUGCUUCUCGCUGUCCACCAUCGGAAAAACUGGACCUUGGCCUGAGAGCAGCUUUUUGGGGGGGUCUAAAUUCCCCAAGGCAGUUCUCACUUUAUUAUAUGAACCUUUAAAAAAAAAAAAGAAAGUUGUACCAGCUACUAUGUGGGGCAUUGAUUUUUUUGCUAUAGAAUUUUAUACCUAUUUCCGUUUCUGUUCCUUUUUAACCCGCUGGAUUUGUUAGGGUUUUGUGUUUUUUUUUUU